AGAUCACCAUUUACAAUUUUGCAUGUGUGUACCUGUUUGUAUGGGGACGAUUCACGUAGUUGUGAAUUUUGACAGUAGGAGUCGCAUUGGGGACCAAAACACAGAGACUUGUUGAUAUUUUAGGGUUUUAAUUAUAGUUUUAAGAAGAGGAAUUUUUGGCUAUGGAGGUGAAUUCGAUGGGACAAAAUUGUCGGUGUCUUGAGUUAGAAGAAAGGGUUUUAAAAGGUGAAGAAAAGUACAUUGAGUUAGAAACAGAGUUGCAGAAACGAAACAAAGAGUUUGAGUCACUUGAAUUGAGGGUUAAAGAAUUGGAAUCAGAGAAGUUAGUAGUUGAAGAAGAGUUGAGGAAUCUUAAAGAAUCUGAGGAAAGUUCAUUGAUUGAUCAGAUGAUGGUGAACGGAGUGUUGGAGUUUGAGAAACAGGUGGCUAAGAAAGAAGUUGAUGAUUGGAAAAUAAAGUUUGAGAAACUUGUGGAGACUGUGCGAAAGUUAUAUGAAAUUGGUGGGUUUGGAUAUGGAGAAUUGGAAUUGGAUGAGAAUGUGAAGUUAGGUUUGGAGUUAGCUAGGAUCAAGAAUAUUGAAUCUUGUAAAGUGUAUAAAGAUGAUGCUCUGCCUAGGGAAGGAUUAGGUUUUUAUCAAGGUUUAGGCUCACCUUAUAUGACCACACCGGUUAAAGACUAUAUCUUGGAGAGAGACAGAGACAGAGACAACAUGUCUUCUCGGAGACGAGUGAAUAAGAUGUUGUCGUUUGAAGAUGAUUGUCACAAAUCUGGUGGUGUAGUUGAUUUAAGUGAUGAUGAAACAGAGGAGAGAAGCGAGAAGGAAUAUGCUGAUGUUAUGGAUACUUUAGAGGAGAGAACUAUUGGUGAGAAUUAUGAAGAUGAAGAUGUGGAACCUUGUGAUGUUAACACAAGUACUCCUUCUAGGCGUAAGAGGAAGCGGGUUAUUGCCAGCGAUUCAGAACACGAUGAUGAUGAUGAUGAUGAUGAAGACAAUAUACCGAUUUCAGUGCUCAUGAAUUUGAAACCAACUAACCAAGAGAUGUCAGAUUUGGUUGAUACACCAAACAAAGGAGAGAGUGAGUCCAGGAGAUUGAGUGGACAGCGUCGAGUGUCGGCAAGACUGAAUAAACGGAGAGUUUCUGAAGGGAUAUCUGCUACAACAGAGAGACUUGUGGGAAUCCCGACAACCGAUAAUGCAGAUGAUGAUGAGACAGAAGAAGAGUCAGAGAGUGAGAGUCUGGAUGGGUUUAUUGUUGAUGAUGUUAGUCAUGAGAGUGUCAGUGAAAAGUCUGAUGAAACCGGGGAAGAGGAAUCUGAUGGAGAAACCGAUUAUGCUGAAGUCAUGUCAAGGUUAAGGAGGGACAAGAAACCCGAGAAGCGGAUAUGGGAGUAUGAGGCAGAUAUGCUGGCAGAUUUCGGUAAAGAUCCCGAGCUUUGUAUGAGAGCGGUUUGUGUUCUGUUCAGGUUUCAAACAGAAGAUGAAAAGGUGGAAAGAUCAAGUCAUGUCAGUAAUGGUCGCGGUUUCAGCAAGGUUGACGCUGUAAGGGGCACUAGCAUAGCACUAUUUCUGACGGAUGGAGAUCCCGCCGGUGAUAUGAAGAAAUCGGUUGAGGAUUUGAAAAGUUUCAAGUUUGAAGACGUUAAGAAAUGUGAAAUAUUAGCAUGCAAAUACUCGAAACAACUCUUCCAGAUCUAUAAUAACAGAGAAGAUCCAUUCUUUGCUCUUCCUCCAUCUCCAUGAGUUGGGUAAUAAACGUCAUGACUAAUG
Arabidopsis arenosa is the source of this 1769-nucleotide messenger RNA. NCBI's taxonomy places the organism in Eukaryota, Viridiplantae, Streptophyta, Magnoliopsida, Brassicales, Brassicaceae. The record is from the annotation of a GenBank genome assembly.